Messenger RNA from Linum tenue, 1743 nucleotides. Lineage: Eukaryota; Viridiplantae; Streptophyta; Magnoliopsida; Malpighiales; Linaceae. The record is from the annotation of a GenBank genome assembly.
AUGGCAAAGAAGAAGAGCCACAACCACAAUCACAACGGCAAGACUGAGAACGACGAGACUCUGAACCAUCCCCCGCCGCCGCCGAUGCAUCAGCAACCGGAGCAAGAACCAGUCCUGGCCAUGGCGGAUCAGCAGCCGCCGCUGUCGCUGUCACGGACUUCCUCCUUGGAAGGAUCCGAGAAUGAGAAGCUGAAGGCGCUGAACAAGCGGCUGAUCGACACCGUGGCGGACAAGAGGAGGCAGGUGGAGGCCUUGGAGCGGGAGAAGAAAAGCCUGGAGUCCGAGUUGGAGAAGCGCGGCGCGGACUUCGUCGUCGGGAGUGACGAGAGAGCUUGCUCGGAGAUCGAACGGAGCAUCGCGUUCGCGGCUCUCAAGGAAAGGGAGGUAAUCGAGAAGUUGACCGGCGAUCUCGAGUCCGGGAGGGAGCGGCUGAGCAGGACUUGCAGAGAGAAAGAUAUUAUUGAAGGCGAGCUCUCCGGGAGGGUUGAGGAAGCUGAAGGUUUGAAGGCGAUUGUGAAGGAGAUGGAGGAGAAGGAAAAGACGAGCGAAGGUGAGAUUCUUGAACUUAAGUUCGAAAUUGAACGAUUGAGUAGCCAGAAAGAAGUUGUAGAGGAGGAAGUCGAGGUUCUUAAACGGGUUAGGGAUUCCGCUGAGAUGAAUUUGUCCGUUAGGGUGAGUGAAAUCGAAGCUCUGAAAUCUGAGAUUAAUGCGAUUGAGACUGAGAAGAGUGAUCAGAUCUUCAAGAUUGGUUCAUUGGAGGAAGAAAUCAAGGGAUUGAAUGAUUCUGUGGCGAGUUUCACGACUGAGAAUGGACUUCUGAGCGAGAAGGUGAUUGGACUGGAGAUGAGCUAUGGCGAUGCGAUUGAGAAGGAGAAGACAUUGAGAGAAGACAUCGAUUCCUUGAUUGAAGCACAGAGGGAGAAGAUCAAGAUGGUCGAAGCAUUGACAGAGGAAAAGCAUUCUCUGGUGAAGAUGAUAGAUUCCGUUAAUGGAGAAUUGGAGGGCAAGAAGGAAUUGAUUGAGAAGCUCUCGAGAGAGAAGGAAGAGGUCGAGGGAAUAUCCAAGAGGAAAGAGUCUGAAAUUGCAGAGCUGCUGAACAAGGUCAGCGAGCUGGCCGAUUCUCUGAUUGCAGCGAAUGACUUCAUCAAGACUAAAGAAGCUCGAAACACCGAGUUAGCUUCUGAGUGUGCUCAGUACAGAGAGAGGCUGGAGCGAGUGAAGGUGGAGAAACAUGAUCUGCAGAUGGCUCUGGGAGACGAGCAGGGUUAUGGAGCUAACUUGAGGUCUAAACUUGCAGAGGUGGAGGCUAGGAUGGAAGCAGCUGCAGUCGAGCUUGAGAAGUCAAACUCUGAGAAAGAGACUCUAAUGGAGGAGAAGAAGGCAGUGGAAGCCGAGUUUGAAUCAUUGAAGAAGCUGAAUGGUGUGAUUGAGAAGAAGCUUGCAGAGACACAAGUGGAGAAUGGGGAAUUGGAGGGUAAACUGAAAUCAAGUGAGAUGAAGCUGGAGCGAGCUGGCAGCAACAGCAAUAGAUCCGUAGGUGCAAAGGUUGAAGAACAAAUGGAAGCGAUCAAGAGCUGUUUCAGAGACAAGGAUGCAAAGGUGGAGGAGAUGAAGCAGCGAGUUGGAGCUCUGGAGAACUCUGUUGCAGAAGCAGAGAAGAAGAAGAGCUUCUGGGCUAUGGUUUCAUCUGUGACUACAGUGGUGGCUGCGGCUUCACUUGCCUUUGCUGUGAAAGUGCGUUAG